AUUCCUCGCUUUUCGCGCCGCAAAUACACUCGUAGAUUUCUCGAUCGUUGCCGCGAUUGCUUAUUUACUUUUGAAACGCGGUGACCGGCUCGCGAAUAAGCGAUACGAUCUUAAUAGGCGCAUAAAUUCGAAAGCAAGAGGGCAAUUCGCUUGCCAGUGCAUUGGCAAAGUUUUCGAGGGUAGAGCAAUCGACGCAGGCGAUAAAUUUGCGAAGAAAAAACUUUGUUUUUCUCGCGAGCGCAUCUCGAUACACAAAGUCGCGGAGCUUCGGGCUUUUCGCACGAAAAGUUUCGCCGUUGGCGGGAAAUUUCGAAAUAAUCAUCUUUACUUCAUAAUUCUGCUGAAGAUGACAGUAAUAAAAGUAGCCACGAAAGCUCCAAGACGGUGGCGCGUAUCUACAGUGACGUCCGUCUUCGAUAAGUUCGAAUUUAUCGUACAGCCUCUCAUAUACAUAUACAUAUAAUGAAUCUGUUAUGAUAAGACUUUAGUCGAAUCUGUACCACCGAAGCGGACGUUCUCUCGCGAGUGUAGAAGGGACCAGGUUAUUCAACAAUGGCGAGACUGAAAUCAAUUAUCGUCAUUUGCACCAUACUAUGCUGCCUCCACCAACCGAUCCACGCUUUUAAUGACACAAGAUCAUUUCACGCCUUAACUGAAACUGAAUAUGUGUUUGUGAGUUCGAAAGAUCGCGUCUUCGCCGUUAGUUUGGAAAAAAACAUCCUCUUGUUUAUUGCGGUCGAUGGUGGUAACGAAUCCAACAUGUGCUCUCUUUUGAGUUCGCCGAUAGAAAUGUCUUCGAAUAGAAAACAAUUGAAAACUUUGGGCAACGGUAAGAUCGUCAUAUCCGCCGAAACAGGGAAGGAAGAACAUUUGGGAGGAAAAGUGCACUCCUUCAUAAUUGUCGAUCCCCUUGAUUGUUCGAGCCUCGUGGAAUUUAAAGCGUUCGGUGGUGUAGUAGUACCCUACCAAGACAGCUUCGAUAUCAUCCACUGGAGCUAUAUGUUGAAACCGCAGCGCCGAAACGAUAGAGGCAAGUUGAUCAGGCUAGAAAAACGAUUUAACCAACGAAUUAACUCCGACCAAUACACCAACGUGCAGGCCAUCAAACUAUUCGAUGAUUCAGAGGGAUAUUAUUCUGAAAGCGAAAGAAAACUGAGAAAACUUGACCCGCAGCUAGAACAAGAACGACACUAUCCACUGAAUUAUGUUGAGGAAAAAGUAUCAAUUGACUACGGCAGAGCUACAGUGUGCCAUCGGACUAGUGAAAAAGGCCUCGUAUGCGAUUUACUUGAUAAAUAUUUGGACGUUAUAACCACUGUCGAGUUGAACGAGCUGCCCAAGGCACGCUUUCAUACGGUGAACAACCUACCAGAUGGUCGCGCCAUUGUCAUACGAUCAACCCACAUUCCUGACAUCGAAACAUUUCAUGGAACUAUCAUCAACGCAGAUGGAAGUAUUGCGAUGACCGAGGCUAUUCUGGGACAAACAAUACACGAGGCGAAAGUGCACGCAUUCGUACAUAGCAGUGGUGAAUUUUGUAUUGUGGUAUUUGGUAAAAAUUCGAACGAAGGACGUAUGUUUACAAGUGCUCCAAGUCGGACCGUUUUAAGUCAGUGCAUUGAUAUCGGCAAUUGACUUGUUUACAAAAGAUUGGCUCAAUACGUAUCAUAGAUCUAGGUGAACAGUUAAAUUCGAAUGGAAUCAAUUGCAAUGUGAUGAUUUGAUAUGUGAUAUCUAAACCAGUUUAUUGUAAUAUUUAUCACAAGAAUGAUAUAAUAAAAAAAGAAAUUUACUAACAACAUAUAUAUGUAUAAUUUAGGAUGGAAUAUACUAUGCCGCAUCAUUGGUUUUUCCCGCGAAAACACGUCUUUACUCGUCGAGACAAAUACACGCAGACGUUAUUAAAUUGCAGAAUUCCCAAUUUUAUAAGAGCGCUGUGUAAUACCUAUAUAUAAUGCUUCUCUUCUUUGGAAUGGUAGUAUCACUGCUGUGAGUUUCGUCACCAUCUCGCUUAGAUAUGAAAGUCUGGCAAUUAAUCUUCAGUAGUUUUUUUAAAAAUAGUCAAAAUUAUUUUCGAGUGGUAUUACAUUCAAAAACGGUUAAAUUCGAGAUGGAUUCAAUUAAAUUGAGUCAUCGAGCGAACCGCUGUAGUUUUAAUACAGUAACAUGCGUUGACAAAGCUACCAGCUCUCCAAGGGCGUGUCGUCAUUUGGUAACACAUCAUUAGUAUACACAUAGUGAUAUUCUUAUCCAUUACAGAAAUUCCGCUGCGGUGGGGCUUUCCGUCUAUAUUUAAGUAGGUCACUAUCUUACGAAGAUACGCAAAUCUCUGGUAGUUAGUCUUUAGAAGCAUUUGGACCAACGAAGAAGACGUUUCUUUCGUUUGUUAAUACGGAGCUUUUCUAUCGGGAGUUUUAAUACUUUUUAUGAUCUACAAUUUGUUUACGACUUUUUAAUGAAAUGUAACGUAUAUUUAAAUUUUGUUAAUAAAAAAAUUGGAAAAGUGAAAUGUACGGAUGAAAAUCUGAUCUGAGCGAGAUUCUGGUCCAUCCCUUCGUUUGUCGUGGAGAACAUCUUUAUUUAUAAAGAAUCUUAAUUGUCCAGAAAGGCAAUUAUCAUCAGUUCGAAAAUGGCGGAGACAAAAGGAACCUUCAUCAUUUGUAUCGUACUGUACUUAAACCUGCAAAUACAAGCUUAUACGGUGACAAAGGAGUAUGCAGGUAGAUAUACCAAUGAAGCUGGAAUUAUAACUCUAGUUGCGGAAUCGAAGGGUCGUCUAUUCAGCAUUGGUUUUGAGAAUGACACUAUCAUCAUGGUAGCGAUCGAUGGAGGCAAGGAUUCAUACAUUUGCUGGGUCCCAGCUAGGACAAUAGACAACUACUCGGCUAAUAAAAUUGCGAGCACUCUGGGCAAUGGUAAGAUCGUCAUGUCAGCUCACGUGGGAAAAGUCGAACACCUGCGAGGACCGGUUUGUUCAUACGUCGUCAUCGAUCCGCUCGAUUGUUCGGGCCUCGUGGAAUUCAAAUCGUUCUGUGGUAGAAUAGUGCCCUACUACGACAGUUUUGAAAUUGUCUUCUGGAAUUGGCGCCAGCGCAAUGACGAUUUAAAACCACAUCGCUACACGGAUAAGGGACGCUUGAUUAAACUGAAGAAUCCUAUUGUGCAGAAAAUAGGGUCGGAUACGUUUGACGUGACUACCAUCAGGCCCUUUGAUCCAUCAGGGGGUUAUUUUUACUGGGCUCGAGAAACUUUGGGCCACGAGGCAACCAUAGAAUAUCUUGACUCGGGAAUGGAAAUGAAUCAGUGGGUGAAUGUAGCUUACCAAAGUAGAGAGUCAACAUCUAUGGAUCACGGCAGAGUUACCCACUGCUACAGUAACUACGAAGUUUCUGACUAUCAACAUGUCUGCAAGUUUAUGAAUAUCUAUUUGCAAGACCAAAUGAAUGUCACUUUGCCCCAACUGAACAAAUCAAGGAUUCACACCGUGACAAACCUGCCGUUUGGUGACGUGGUCGUCGUACGAGAAAUCGAAGAUUCUAAAGAAAGUAAUUUCUACGUGAAUAUUAUCAGAGCCGAUGGAAGCGUUCUGGAUUCUGAGUUGAUAAUGACGCAUGAUACUUACGUUUUCGAGGGUAAAGGAUUCGUGCUUAGUGACAGCGGAGAGUUUUGUCUUGUGAGCAACGGUAAAGGCUCCAAGAGUCGUUCCCCGGAAGAAAGGAAGUUAAAUGAACUUGUGAUCCACACUAAAUGCAUUGACGUACUCCAGUACACGGACAGUGUUUUUAGGUCCUUGCUAAAGGUUUCUAGAGCGGAAGAAACUUCAAUGCUCCCUUGAGAAGUGCAUUCAAAAUAUUUUCUCGUAUGCCCGCAAAGAAGGCGCUACUUAUUUUUGUGUAACCAAUGAUACUUUCGUUGAGUAUCGUAAUUUGCUCAAUUAAUUUACAAGAUCUGCAUUAUAGGCAAAAUAAAUUCAAUUCGAAUGACUACUUUAA
Molecule: messenger RNA, 3992 nt
Organism: Nasonia vitripennis (jewel wasp)
Lineage: Eukaryota; Metazoa; Arthropoda; Insecta; Hymenoptera; Pteromalidae
Exons: 4
Coding region: 2630-3835 (401 amino acids)
Source: RefSeq, a predicted model, not a curated record